UGUCGAUAGCAUACGGUGCAAUUGUCCGAGGCUUACGAUAUACAAAUCCUGAGGAGAGAAGAAAAAAAAAGACUUAUUUGGUCCUCGCACAUUGCCACAUCCGAACCUUCGGCCUAUUAGAAAUGGCACAUGAAGCGGGCACCCAAGCCGAUGGCAAGCGGCAGUUUAUCUGCGGCGUGAUCGAGGGAUUCUACGGCCGACCGUGGACGACGGAGCAGCGUAAAGACCUGUUCCGCAAACUGAAAUCUAUGGGCAUGGGAUCCAGUCCUUCAUACAUGUAUGCGCCAAAGGACGACUACAAGCACCGCGCUUACUGGCGUGAGUUGUACACCGUUGAGGAGGCGGAUCACCUGUCCAGUCUGAUUGCAGCAGCCAAGGAGGCGGGCAUCACCUUUUACUACGCUCUAUCACCUGGACUGGACAUGACCUACAGCAGCCCCAAGGAGAUCGCAACGCUGAAGCGCAAGCUGGACCAGGUUGCGCAGUUCGGUUGCGAAGCAUACGCUUUGCUCUUUGACGACAUCGAAUCAGAGCUAUCGAAGGCGGACAAGGAGGUUUUUCAGACGUUUGCAAACGCCCACGUGUCUGUCACCAACGAGAUAUACACGCACUUGGACAGCCCCAGGUUCCUCUUCUGCCCUACCCAAUACUGUGCCUCGCGAGCGGUGCCCACGGUCCAAGAAUCGGAGUACCUAAAUACCCUGGGCUCCAAGCUGAACAACGAGAUUGAUAUUUUGUGGACGGGGGAUAAGGUCAUCUCCAAGACAAUAUCUCUUGAGUCGAUUCAGGAGAUUACCGAGGUGCUGCGCCGGCCGCCGUGCAUCUGGGAUAAUCUUCAUGCUAACGACUACGACCAGAAGAGAGUCUUCAUGGGGCCGUACAGCGGUCGAUCGCCGGAGCUUAUUCCCCACCUGCGAGGUGUUAUGACCAAUCCGAACUGCGAAUUCUACGGCAAUUUCGUUGCUAUCCAUUCGUUGGCCUUCUGGUCGCGGUGCAGCCUGGACUCCAAAGUGAACAGCUCGCUAAGUGCAGACAUUAAGCUGGAGACUGAAAACGAUGAUGACCUCCCGGCGGAGUUUCUCUCAAAGAAUGUUUACCACCCACGUGUGGCUCUCAAAAACGCUAUUACGGAGUGGCUACCGGAAUUCUUCAUGAAAAAGGAGGCCUGGGGACCCAUUACAAAGCCCCAGCCUCAAGUCCAAAUGGUGAUGCCCAUUAUUCCUAUCAUACCCUCCAUUAACACCUGCAUGAGUCUCACCACCUCAACAACCACCUCAACGAGCUCGAGGACGGUUCCACCCACGGUCAACACCACCCAACUUCAGGCUCUGGCUGAUGUUUGCGUUGUGACCUCCUCGCUGACUCCUAUCUCCAAUCCAGUAAUGAACUCCCUGGUCUCACCCACAAAAGUGAUCACAAACGAUGACAUCAUCAAUCCCAUUCCUACCACAGCGGCCAGCAACAUUGAGCUGCCCAAGAAAAUACCGAUCUCCGUUGUCCCAGUGCCCAUUAUGGAGACAAAGAGUGUGGGGGCUUCCGUGGAACUGGCUUUGGACAAUGCGGUGUUCGAUGACAAUGGAAUUGAGCCAAAUAGCGAUUCCGUGAAGGAGCGGCUAGAGCUGGAGGUGGACAUAGAGGGAAAGCAGGAACUGGUGGCCAAUCUCAGUGUGGACACAAUGCUGGACGAUGACAGUCUUAGUCCUCUAAGUGGCGUAGUCAAUGAGCCAAUGGAGUGCAGCAGCAGUAUUGCAUCCCAGGUCUCUCCAAGGGAGGAGGAGGCUAUUAAAGUGGUGGCCGACGAUGUUCUAAUGGAGUCCGUUAACGAUGUGCAUAGUAUGCAUGUGGAGAGUGGGACUUCGUCGCCGAUCUCAAAUGCGGAAAUGCGCGAGGAAAAUGAAGCUCAGUCUGAUAGGACUAACGAUAAUAAUACCAUAGAAGGCGAAGGAAUAACCGUUGACGAUUUGGUUCUCCUCUGCGACCUGUUCUACCUGCCCUUCGAACAUGGCAGCCGCGGCCACAAGCUGCUUGUGGAAUUCAAUUGGCUUAAGAUCAACGCUAAUGUGAUACUGCAGGACCGAACUGCCGCCGGCGGUGGCGAUGCAAUUAAAGCAGCCAAGCCGGAGGUCAGCGAGUGGCACCAGCGCCGUGAGCAGUUCGACCACCUGUGCAGCGCCGUUGUAGAGCUGCUGAUUAAAAUUGCUAACUGCCAGAACAAGGAGAUCUGUCACGAGCUGUACUCGUAUGUGUGGGACAUUUCUGGCGCCUUGUCUCUGCUCAAUUGCUAUGUAAAGUGGCUAGCUCUCGGGCAUUUCCCGCAAAACACGUCUUCCUACACAGAGGGCAGCUACACAUGGUUUAGCAAGGGCUGGAAGGAGGCGUUCAUGUCUGGUGAUCAGGAGCCCUGGGUCUUCAGAGGCGGUCUUAUUGCAGACCUUCAACGCCUUAUGCCUGUGGACUCGGGCAACGACCUGUUUGUGUACAAGCUUCCGGAACAGCCCACGGCCAACUACUAUCUCUUGAGACCCUACUGUAAUUCGGAUGAACAGCAGGUCAACGAUUUGUGCACUCGCCUCUACUUGCAGUGGCAGGGAGAGCUGGACGGAGGCACCCACAUUCCGUUCCCGCUGCCGGCGAAUGUGGCAAACAUAGUGGCGGAUGGGCUGAUUGGUGGACAUAUCACCCUCAGUCCGCAACUGUGCAUUGUGGCCUACGACGAGAAUAACAGUAUCAUUGGAUAUUCUUGCGCCGCUCUGGAUGUCAACAUAUUUCGACGCAACCUGGAACUCUGCUGGUAUACGGAACUACGCGAGAAGUACUCUAGGGACGUUUGUUCACAGGAGGACGGCGAGGUGACCCAGCUCGUCACCUCCUUUGUGGACAAUUAUCAUGACAGCAGCGUUAACGGGGCUGUGGACCAGUGUCCCGUAGAGGUGAGCGGGUCCUUCCCUGCUGUGUUGAUCUCCGGAACUCUGCGGGAGGCGGAGGAGCGGGACUCGGGAAUAACCAAGCGGAUGCUCACCGUACUCUUGGCCGCCCUGCGAGCAAAUGGCUGCUUUGGAGCUCACGUACGUGUUCCCCAGCAGGAUAUCGCCCAGGUGAACUAUUAUUCGAGAAUCGGUUUCGUAGAUGUCUAUCGCGAGGAGGCCACCAAGUGUAUUUACAUGGGUCGCCGUUUUUAGCGUUUCUGGAUGCCAGCUUCACUGCCUCCACUUUUAAUGUUCCUUCAUCUUUGGUAUUCCGGCUAGCAGCGCUAGCCAAUCAUGUCAUGUCCUCGUCGUUUUUCUAUUCCCUUAAGGUUUAAAGUUUGUAUUACUGACCAACCCUUCGAAAAUUUAUCUUAAGCAUUGUUUUCUUACUGAGAAAAA
Molecule: messenger RNA, 3365 nt
Organism: Drosophila yakuba
Lineage: Eukaryota; Metazoa; Arthropoda; Insecta; Diptera; Drosophilidae
Gene: Oga
Product: protein O-GlcNAcase
Exons: 7
Coding region: 123-3179 (1018 amino acids)
Biological process (GO): glycoprotein metabolic process
Molecular function (GO): beta-N-acetylglucosaminidase activity
Source: RefSeq, a predicted model, not a curated record